Messenger RNA from Tribolium madens (black flour beetle), 1445 nucleotides. Its product is annotated as KICSTOR complex protein kaptin-like. The record is from RefSeq and is a predicted model, not a curated record. The transcript is spliced from 6 exons. Gene Ontology annotation, biological process: actin filament organization; cellular response to amino acid starvation; negative regulation of TORC1 signaling. Gene Ontology annotation, cellular component: lamellipodium; actin cytoskeleton; KICSTOR complex. The coding region runs from base 187 to 1368 and encodes 393 amino acids. Lineage: Eukaryota; Metazoa; Arthropoda; Insecta; Coleoptera; Tenebrionidae. Gene Ontology annotation, molecular function: actin filament binding.
AACACUGUUUUAUCGAUUGAGAUUUAAAUUUUUUCUAAUAUAAAUGUAGUUUCUUCGUAUUAAUUUGAGUUUAUAUUAAAACAAAUUCCUAAUUUAGCGUCUCCAUGUAUUUAAUUGUUACAAUCAAUCAAAACUAGGAUUUUUUCGUUUGUAAUUUUUUGACAGCUGUUAACCUCAAAAUUUUCCAUGGACCAGUUGGAGGAGAGUCAUUAUUUCCACUUGCCCUCCCAGGGCAACAUUUACACUCUUGUUUAUCUGGAAGCGUCAAAUUGCCCCCAUAAAAUCCUAGUCGCGUCAUUAAAACGCGACAUUUUUUGUAUAGAAUACCAGGAAUCGGGGGGCUGUCUCAUCCCCACAACCAAGGAAGUGUCAUUUACUUACAUACCAAGUGGUGCUGAAAUUAUUUCACUUGAUGCUUUCAACAAAUCUGCAACGAAAAAUGAAUUCGUUAUUGGAAUCACAAUAAUUAAAAACAGUAAUUUGUUAGAUUCGUCGUUUGAAUACUACUUGAACAUUUAUUCAGAYUGGGAGGAAAACGACGAUUUCAAUAUCGAUAAUAUCGCCCAAAAUUGCCUCAACGUUGAAUUAAGCUUCACCCCUUAUCAACUCACCCACACUGAACUCGUAAUUUGGGACAAUGAGCGAAUUUCAACCCAAGAAAUAGUCUUUUUAUUAUCAGGAAGUGACAAUCAAAUUCACAUUUAUCGCGAAUACACCACUGAUCAUUUGUACAAAGAAGUAGAUAAGGAGUACUUCCCCGAAUUUAACAAAACACCAAGUCCCGCCAUCUGGAUUGAUGUUUACUACAACGCCGAUUAUUCCGAACGUGUCACAGCCCUGGCGUGUGAGUGUGGUUACGUGAGACUCACUCAAGUUUGUGUAAAAACAAACAAACUUGUGUUUAAUUUCUCAACAAAGUUGAAUAAUUUUAUUUCACACUUGAGGCUGUACCCCACGUCAAAUUGUGGCUUAAAUCUAGUCAUCAUUAACACAAUUUUGCCCCCAGUUUUGUUCCAGAACGUUCAAAUUUAUGGUUUAAGUAAUUAUGUUUCCUUGCCCCGGCAUGACUAUACAUGUGUUUUGACUUGUUGUCAAGUCGCUGAUGUUGAUUUUGAUGGGGAAAAAGAAAUCCUAGUUGGGAACAGUUCAGAGGAAAUCAUGUUGUAUAAACGCAAUCCUGAGGGUUGGUCUUUAGUAGAAUUGAAAAUGUUUGCGUCGCCUAUUAUUAGUAUGAAAUAUGUGGACUUGAUCGAGGAUGGGGUUAAUYAGUUGGUGGUGUUGUCGAUGAAAGGGGUGCAUUUUUUGCAACAUGAUUUUGCACAUCUUGAUAGGGUUUUAAACGAGAAAGUUAAGUUUGUUAAUUUUUGAAAAAAAUUUCAAGGUCACGAGUGUGACAGAACACUGUUUUAUCGACCGAAAUUGAAAUAUAUUUUAAUUAUGUUUUA